AUGUCGCUGUUGAAAGAAAGUCGAAAGCUGACCGUCAACUAUAAAAACCUUCGAAGACCUUUCGAAUAUUUUGGUGAAGAAAAAAUUCAUUCUGCAGAUAUUCCACCAUUGGGACAUAUCAACAAUAACACUUCACAGAACUUUCUUUCUAUCAGACUUGUUGAAUAUUUCAAGAGUAAAAUGGUUGGUCAUGUCAGUUCAAUUAUCCUUCAAAUACAUUAUGAGACUCCAUUGCUGAAUUGUUGA
Molecule: messenger RNA, 246 nt
Organism: Clunio marinus
Lineage: Eukaryota; Metazoa; Arthropoda; Insecta; Diptera; Chironomidae
Source: the annotation of a GenBank genome assembly